AUGGAUGUGCUUGUUACUGCAAGAGGCAUCAUAAAGAAAUUGAAGGCAUUGCCACGCAGGGUCAAUAUUGGUGAGGCCAGAAAUGUUGGUUUAAUGGACAGAUUCUUGCAGAAUCAUUAUGUGAAAUCAGUGUCUGCAGGUCAGAAAGGAAAUAGUAGCAGGGGAUCAUGCUCGUCGCAUGAAAAGCGAAGAGAAUUAGGUCAUAAUCACCUAUCCAGUGGAAGCCAACAAUGUGCUAUCGCUCUAAUUAAAAGCUCUGGCAGAAGGCAUGAUGACUUGGUCAAGUAUGCACAGGUCAUUGCCUACUCGAUUGAAAUGGUUGCAACAUUCAGAACUUCAAUGCCUGAGAUACUGCACACCCGCUACACCAGCCUUUCUUAUAUCUAA
Dovyalis caffra is the source of this 387-nucleotide messenger RNA. The record is from the annotation of a GenBank genome assembly. NCBI's taxonomy places the organism in Eukaryota, Viridiplantae, Streptophyta, Magnoliopsida, Malpighiales, Salicaceae.